This is a messenger RNA of Solanum verrucosum, 2965 nucleotides long. Its product is annotated as putative disease resistance protein RGA1. Bases 14 to 2965 code for a protein of 983 amino acids. The record is from RefSeq and is a predicted model, not a curated record. NCBI's taxonomy places the organism in Eukaryota, Viridiplantae, Streptophyta, Magnoliopsida, Solanales, Solanaceae. Gene Ontology annotation, molecular function: ADP binding. Gene Ontology annotation, biological process: defense response to other organism. The transcript has 2 exons.
CCACUCUAAACAUAUGGCAGAAGCUUUCCUUCAAAUUCUGAUUGACAAUAUCACUUCUUUCCUUGAAGGGGAACUUUCAUUGCUUUUCGGUUUUGAAAAUGAGUUUGAAAAUCUUUCGAGCAGGUUUUCUACAAUCCAAGCCGUGCUUGAAGAUGCUCAGAUGAAGCAACUCAAAGACAAGGCGAUUAAAAACUGGGUACAGAAACUCAAUGCUGCUGCAUAUAAAGUUGAUGACAUAUUGGAUGAAUGUAAAUAUGAGGCAACAAAACUCAAUGCUGCUGCAUAUAAAGAGAUGAUGGAGAAACUAGAUGCAAUUGCUAAGGAAAGAACGGAUUUUCAUUUACAUGAAAAGUUAAUAGAGAAACAAGCUGCUAGGCGGGAAACAGGUUCUAUUUUAACUGAACCACAAGUUUAUGGAAGGGACAAAGAGGAAGAUGAGAUAGUGAAAAUCCUGAUAAACUAUGUUAGUGAUGCCCAAGAACUUUCAGUCCUCCCAAUAGUUGGUAUGGGGGGACUAGGAAAGACUACUCUUGCCCAAAUGGUCUUCAAUGAUCAGAGAGUGAUUCAGCAUUUCGAUCCCAAAAUAUGGGUUUGUGUCUCGGACAAUUUUGAAGAGAAGAGGUUGAUAAAGGCAAUUGUAGAAUCUGCUGAAGGAAGGCCACUACUUGGUGACAUGGACUUGGCUCCACUUCAAAAGAAGCUUCAGGAGUUGCUGAAUGGAAAAAGAUACUUACUCGUCUUAGAUGAUGUUUGGAAUGAAGAUCGAGAGAAGUGGGCUAAUUUAAGAGCAGUCUUGAAGGUUGGAGCAAGUGGUGCUUCUGUUCUAACCACUACUCGUCUUGAAAAGGUUGGAUCAAUUAUGGGAUCAUUGCAACCAUAUGAAUUGUCAAAUUUGUCUCAAGAAAAUUGUUGGUUGUUGUUCAUGCAACGUGCAUUGGGACACCAAGAAGAAAUAAAUCCUAACCUUGUGGUUAUCGGAAAGGAGAUAGUGAAAAAAUGUGGUGGUGUGCCUCUAGCAGCCAAGACUCUGGGAGGUAUUUUGCGAUUCAAGAGAGAAGAAAGAGAAUGGGAACAUGUGAGAGAUAGUGAGAUUUGGAAGUUGCCUCAAGAUGAAAGUUCUAUUCUGCCUGCCCUGCGACUUAGUUACCAUCACCUUCCACUUGAUUUGAGACAAUGCUUUACAUAUUGUGCAGUAUUCCCAAAGGAUACCGAAAUGGAAAAGGAAAAUCUAAUCUCUCUCUGGAUGGCACAUGGUUUUCUUUUAUCGAAAGGAAACUUGGAGCUAGAGUAUGUAGGUAAUGAAGCAUGGAAUGAAUUAUACUUGAGGUCUUUCUUCCAAGAGAUUGAAGUAAAAUCUGGUAAUACUUAUUUCAAGAUGCAUGAUCUCAUACAUGAUUUGGCAACAUCUCUGUUUUCGGCAAGCACAUCAAGCAGCAAUAUCCGCCAAGUAAGUGUAGAAUAUUACCCAUAUAUGAUGUCCAUUGGUUUUGCUGAAAUCGUGUCUCCUUACUCUCCUUCUCUCUUGCAAAAUUUUGUCUCGUUGAGGGUCCUUAAUCUAAGUUACAUAGAACUUGAGCAGCUACCGUCUUCCAUUGGAGAUCUUGUACAUUUAAGAUACCUAAACGCGUCUAGCAAUCUUAGAAUUCGUAGUCUUCCAAAGCAGUUAUGCAAGCUUCAAAAUCUGCAGACUCUUGAUCUAUAUAAUUGCCAUUCACUUUGUUGUUUGCCAAAAAGAACAAGUAAACUUGGCAAUCUCCGAAAUCUUUUACUUGAUGAUUGCCUUGGAUUGACUUGUAUGCCACCAAGGAUAGGGUCUUUGACAUGCCUUAAGACUCUAACUUACUUUGUUGUGGGAAGGAAGAAAGGUUAUCAACUUGGUGAACUACGAAACCUGGAUCUCCAUGGCUCAAUUUCAAUCACACACCUUGAGAGAGUGAAGAAGGAUACAGAGGCAAAAGAGGCCAACUUAUCUGCAAAAGAAAAUCUGCACUCUUUAAGGAUGAGUUGGUAUAAAUAUGGACCAUAUUGUUUACUUGAAUCAGAUGUGCUUGAAGCCCUCAAACCACGUAGAUAUGAAUCAGAAGAAGUUAAAGUUCUUGAAGCCCUCAAACCACACCCCAAUCUGACUUCUUUAACAAUCAUUGGCUUCAGAGGAUUCCGUCUCCCAGACUGGAUGAAUCACUCAGUUUUGAAAAGAGUCGUCUCUAUUAUAAUUGAAGGUUGCGAGAACUGCUCAUGCUUAUCACCCUUGGGUGAUUUGCCUUGUCUAGAGAGCCUAGUGUUAGCAAAUGGGUCUGGGGAGGUGGAGUAUGUUGAAGAGGAUGAUGUCUCCACAAGAAGAUGGUUUCCAUCCCUGAGAAAACUUAGUAUAUGUAACUUCCGUAAUCUGAAAGGAUUGCUGAAAAAGGGAGGAGAAGAGCAAUUCCCUGUGCUUGAAGAGAUGAAUACUGAUAAUUGCCCUAUGUUUGUUUGUCCGACCCUUUCUUCUGUCAGGAAAUUGGAAAUUUUUGGGGAGGCAGAUGCAACAAGUUUGAACUCCAUAUCCAAUCUUUGCGCUCUUACUUUCCUCCACAUUAGCAGUAUCAUCAAAGCCACUUCCCUCCCAGAAGAGAUGUUGAAAAGCCUUGCGAAUCUCAAAUACUUGAAAAUCUCCGGCCUCUGCAAUCUCAAAGAGCUGCCUAGCAGCCUGGCUAGUCUCAAUGCUUUGAAGAGUCUGGAUAUUGAAAGUUGUUAUGCACUAGAGAGUCUCCCCGAGGAAGGAGUGAAAGGUUUGACUUCACUCACAGAGUUACCUAUUUUUUGCUGUGAGAUGCUAAAAUGUUUACCGGAGGGAUUGCAGCACCUAACAACCCUCACAAGUUUAAGCAUUAGUCGCAGUCCAACACUGGAAAAGCAGUGUGAAAAGGAAAUAGGAGAAGACUGGCACAAAAUUGCUCACAUUCCUAAUCUGAAACUAUAUGAGUGA